CUGAAGCCGAUCUUCGGGGACUAGGGCACCUCCUCGCACAUGCGCAGGAGGUUCAAUGACAGUCGAACGUUGACUUAAGGCUCCAGGGAAAGGGUCUGGCUAUGUUGCAUGUGACCCGAGGGGUCUGGGCGUCCAGGGUCCGAGUAUGGCCCCUGUUGCCCGCGCUCCUCGGGACUCCUCGGGCCCUGUCGUCCCUGGCGGACAAGAUGGGGGUGUACCGAAAGAUGUGGAACCCCACGGAGCCCCGUGACUGGGCCCAGCAGUACCGCGAGCGCUUCAUUCCGUUCUCCAAGGAGCAGCUGCUCCGCCUUCUGAUUCAGGAAUUCCACUCCAGCCCGUCAGAGAAGGUGGCUCUGGAGGAGUUCUCAGCCCAUGUGGACUUCUGCACCCUGUUCCAUUACCAUCACAUCCUGGCCAAGUUGCAGGCCUUGUAUGAUCCCAUCAACCCUGACAGGGAGACCCUCGACCAGCCAUCCCUCACGGACCCCCAGCGUCUGUCCAAUGAGCAGGAGGUGCUGCGAGCUCUGGAGCCCCUGCUGGCCCAGGCCAACUUCUCCCCUCUCUCUGAGGACGCCCUGGCCUACGCGCUGGUGGUCCACCACCCUCAGGAUGAGGUCCAGGUGACUAUAAAUUUGGAUCAGUACAUCUACAUGCAGUUCUGGGCCCUGGGCCAGCGAGUCGGGCAGAUGCCUCGUAUGUCCAGUGUGGGCUCCAAGCGUGGCUUCUUCACCAAGUUGCCCCCUGCAGAGAGGAGGUACUUCAAGAGGGUGGUGCUGGCCGCCCGGACCAAGCGGGGACACCUGGUGCUGAAGAGCUUCAAGGACACGCCGCUGGAGGGCCUGGAGCAGCUGCUGCCCGAGCUGAAGGUGCGCACGCCCACGCUGCAGCGCGCCCUGCUCAACCUCACCCUGGUGGCCUCGGGCCUGGUCUUCUUCGUCAACGUGGGCAUGGUCGUGCUCUCGGACCUCAAGAUGGCCACCUCCCUGCUGCUGCUGCUCUUUGCCAUCUUCAUGGGCCUGCGGGCCUCCAAGCCGUCCGGCAGAUGUUCGGGCAGCGGCGCAGCAUGCAGGCCCUGGAGCUGGCGCACAUGCUGUACUACCGCAGCACGUCCAACAACUCGGAGCUGCUCAGUGCCCUGGCCCUGCGCGCACAGGUGGAGCACACCAAGGAGGCACUGCUGGCGCACAGCUUUCUGGCCCGGCGGCCAGAGGGUAUGUGUGGCCCACCAGAAGAGACCGCCAAGUGGCUCCAGUCAGAGGUGGAGAACUGGCUUCUGGCCCAGUCAGGCUGUGACGUGGCCUUCGACGGACCUCGGGCCCUGGCCCACCUGCAAGCCCUGACCCCCACCACGGGGCUGUACCCUCCCCCAGGUUUCCCCAAACUAGAUCAGUUAGCUCCAGUCACUUCUGAGUCCUCCCAGGCCACACCCAGUAGUAGCAACAACUGACUACACCCUCCCUGCCCAGUCCGCCUGCCACCUGGCUAGAAACCAAGACCCGCCUCUUCCACGCCAAGCUGUCAAUCAUGGCUACUAUGUCAUUCUCCAACUUCCAGUUACUGACAGGCAAUUAUUUUUGCUACUCUGUAUACUUAAAGCAGCCAACCAAGGCAGCAGCGGUUGCUAGGCAUCCCCACUUCUCACGAACAGCCUAUCAAAGCUAUUUAGCUGGGUUUCAGUUCCAUUUCUUAGUCCCACCCCUCUGUAACAUCCACACGUGGUGAGGCUGAGGAGAUGAGGGUGUCAGCCAAUCGCAGCCCUUAAGCUCUGGCUUCUAUGAACUGCCAGGCCCAGCUGUGAAAGAUGUGCCCUCCGAGGCUGUAUAUCACUGUCUUCUUAGCUUCCUGGGGGGAACUGCCCACCAAGUACACCUGGGCCGGGCUCCAGGCGGCAGCCAAUGAGAGCCGUCUGGCCCUGCCCUCUGGCAAACAGCCAGUGACAGCUGCUGGGCGCCAUCAGCUCUGCGCAGCCAGUUGUCUGCAGAGAACCAACCAAUCAGAAUUUCUAAAGGAACCUGCACUUCGCAUCCGUUGCUGCUGCUGUGUGGUGGGCCAUCUGAUAACUGCUGACCAGGUGUUCUGGCUGAAGGGGUUGGGAACCUGGUGCCAGGCAGAAGCUGUGGGCCUGGAGGACCACCCCCACCCCAAGCUUAGGCUCCCAACAGCCUCAGGUGCCUUCCCUGCCUGGGUCCUUCACCCUUUCUACAGAAACUACCUCUUCCUGGAUUUCCCCACCACCAGUGCCAUGUGCAAUAUUUAUUGGUCUAUCAACUUCUCCUGUCUCCCAAAGGAAUAAAUCGUGUUUAAUAAGUCUGGCUGAGUAGGGUGGCUACAGGAGUUGGGAGGGAAGGGCUGUAUCAGAAUCCUGGAAAGAGGGGACUCUGGGUCUUGGGGGUAUUAGUGCGUGCGACGGUUCCCCGACAGAGGAGAGCCUUAGAGGCUGGAUUUGUGGUGGUUGAAACAGAAUGUCUGUGGGUUCAGAAGAGGAUCUUGGAGGGACCUGAUUCCUGAGGAGAAGGCGUGGUUUGAGUCUGGGUCUCAUGAACAGGGGAGAUAGGGUGCCAAGUGCAGUUGUGCAGAUUGUUCCCAUAGCCAGGGGGAACAGGGCCUGUGAAGUCCAGUCCAUGCCAGUGUCCUGCUGUGGGACUAGGUCAGCGUGCUGUGGGGCAUGCCCUGUAGUAUUUACUAAGGUGUUAAGGGCUAGGGUAGUCUUUGGGGAUGGGGAGGAAGUAUUGGGUCCUAGAGAGAAGAGGAAGACAGAUUUCCAACAGGGAAAAAUAAAAACUCUUCCCAGAGGGAGGGUCAGAGAGGAUAAAAAAAGAUCAACAGUUUAGCCAGAUGUGGUGGUGCACGCCUGUAAUCCCAGCAGCUCAGGAGGCGGAGGCAAGAGGAUGGA
Sciurus carolinensis (gray squirrel) is the source of this 2893-nucleotide messenger RNA. It is a transcript of the gene Tmem143, whose product is annotated as transmembrane protein 143. The record is from RefSeq and is a predicted model, not a curated record. The coding region runs from base 102 to 1340 and encodes 412 amino acids. Gene Ontology annotation, cellular component: mitochondrion. NCBI's taxonomy places the organism in Eukaryota, Metazoa, Chordata, Mammalia, Rodentia, Sciuridae. The transcript is spliced from 8 exons.